AUGCGCGCGGACGAGGUUCGCUGCUGCACCGAGCCGGGUGUCGUCAUUGCAGGAUGGCGCCUGGCCUUGGACGAACUGAGCGGCCAAAGGGCAGAAGUAGAUGCCACCUACUGCGGCAACCUGGCGCUUGGUGCCUUUUCCAGACGCCGCCGAUGGAGAACUUCCAUGCUGCUCUUGCACAAGAUGUGGAAGGAGGCUUCUUCAGACCUCAUCUCGCUGAACUCGGUUUUGAAGGCGCUCUCUGCAGAGAGGCUAUGGAGGAAAGUACUCGAGCUUUUGAGGACUCCGCCCGGCUCUCGGCUGGCAGCCGACAUCAUCAGUUUCAACACCUCCAUCGCCAGCUGUGGCAACCAGUGGCCUCGAGCAUUUCGCUUGAUGAAGGCCAUGCGCGAGAGUGCCGUGAUCGCGGACACCAUCAGCAUCAAUUCCUCCAUGAGCGCGCCGCCAUCACCUGACGUCACUGUCGCUGUGCUGCUGUCGACGUUGCGGUCCUUGUGGGAUUUGGCUGCCACAGGUGCGCCUCUGCCGGGACAUGGGAGUCUGCUUUGGCUCUGCAGGUGGGUGCCGCCGCCGUCCGCCUGGCGGGAGAUGGCAUCAGCCAGAAUGUCGCCGUGGCGAGCUGCAUCCCACGAGGGAAGUGGCGCGUGGCGCUACGAUUGCCCAGGCCAAGUGCCUUUGCGGAAAACUCCGCGAUUGCGGCCUGCGCAGAGGCCGGGCGGUGGCACGAAGCGCUGA
Symbiodinium sp. CCMP2456 is the source of this 735-nucleotide messenger RNA. The record is from the annotation of a GenBank genome assembly. NCBI's taxonomy places the organism in Eukaryota, Dinophyceae, Suessiales, Symbiodiniaceae.